AUGGCCUUCCUGACAUUCGACCAGACGAAGCCUUGGAUGGUAGCGGCUAAGCUGAAGAAAGGCUCACUUCUGAUCGCCGUGAACUCUUUGGCGGGCAUGUCCAUCUUCUUCUUCGGUUACGACCAAGGCCUCAUGGGCGGCGUAAACCAGAGUACCGACUACAUUCGCCGCAUGGGCCUUGGAUACAUCGACGACGAAGGCUCCCCUGUGAUUACCGAGACUUUACUCCAAGGCGGCAUCAUGGCGAUAUUCUAUCUCGGCACUCUCGUAGGAUGCCUUGCUGGCGGAGAAUUCGGCGACAAGUUUGGACGCAUUGGCACCAUCGGUCUCGGAGCGACCUGGGCCAUCUUUGGCGCCGCCAUUCAGUCCUCGGCCAUGAAUCCUGCUUGGAUGCUGGGUUCGCGUUUCGUCAACGGCAUCGGCACUGGCAUUCUGAACGGUAUCGUUCCUGCCUGGGCAUCCGAGUUGUCCGACCAUACCAGUCGAGGAACCUUCAUUGCGAUGGAGUUCACUCUCAACAUCUUUGGCGUCGUGGUAGCAUACUGGCUGGCGUACGGCGUCAGUUUCAUCGACAACGGAGCGUCGGAGAUCCGUUGGCGAUUCCCCAUCGCUUUUCAAAUUCUCCCUCUUUUGUUUCUCGUAUCUGUCUGCUGGGCCUUUCCCGAGUCUCCACGGUGGCUUAUCAAGGCAGGAAGGAACGAGGAGGCGCUUUUCAUCUUGCGACGUCUUCGAGGUGUCGACGGAGAAGACGAAGGCGUUGCCGAAGCCGAGCACAGGGAUAUCCGCAACGCGAUCGAGCUCGAAAGAUGUUCCGAAGGCACUUCCUACUUCCACAUGCUGUUCGGGCUCAAGUCUGGAAAUCUUCACACAGGUCGCCGCGUCCAACUGGUUAUUUGGCUGCAGAUCAUCCAGUGUUGGACAGGUAUUGCUGGAGUAACGAUGUACGGGCCGACUAUCUUCCAUAUUGCCGGCUUUGGGCCCGAAAAGACUCAGUGGGUUGCCGGUCUUAACAAUAUCUUCUACAUGUUUUCGACCUUGAUCUGCGUCUUCACCAUCGACAGAAUCGGGCGCCGAUGGACUCUCUACUGGGGCUCCGCAGGGCAAGCUCUCGCCAUGUUCCUUGUUGGUGGGCUCUCCCGAGGCGGACUUGAUGCCAGAGCUGGUGGUAAUGCCGAUAUUGCCAAUAAAUGGGGCGCUGCAGCCGCAUCUAUGGUGUAUUUGUACACCUUCAUUUUCGGCGCAUCGUGGCUGAUUCCACCUUGGCUUUACCCAGCUGAGAUCUUCCCUAUUCAUGUUCGAGCGAAGGGUAAUUCUUGGGGUGUUGUUGGAUGGAGUAUUGGGAACGGCACACUUACUCUUCUGCUCCCUUACAUCGUGGGCGCUAUCAACGAGAAGAUGAUGUACAUAUUUGGUGCUGUCAACGUACUCAGCAUCCCCAUUGUCUAUGCGCUCUACCCUGAGUCAAAUCAACGCACGCUUGAAGAGAUGGACCUUCUCUUUGCUGCCCCAACCCCAUGGGCUUGGGACGCGGAGAAAACGUUUGCCCGGUUGAAGGAGGAAGCCACCGCAGCGGACAAGGAUAUUCAUGACGUGGAGGCCAAAGACGGAAGAGCGUCCCCAAACCAUGUUGAGACAGCAUAG
Messenger RNA from Colletotrichum karsti, 1641 nucleotides. RefSeq lists its product as uncharacterized. Gene Ontology annotation, molecular function: carbohydrate:proton symporter activity. Gene Ontology annotation, cellular component: membrane. The record is from RefSeq and is a predicted model, not a curated record. NCBI's taxonomy places the organism in Eukaryota, Fungi, Ascomycota, Sordariomycetes, Glomerellales, Glomerellaceae. Gene Ontology annotation, biological process: carbohydrate transport; transmembrane transport. The transcript is spliced from 5 exons. The coding region runs from base 1 to 1641 and encodes 546 amino acids.